AUGAAACACAUUAAACAUUUAUUACAAUUUAUAUGGUUGAUUAUUAUUAUAACAUUAUAUUUAACAAUAAUACAUGUAAAAUGUCUUAUUCCAAAAUUAUGUGUUCAUAAUAUAACAGCAAUUGGUGGAAGUGGUAUUUGUUGUCCAAUACCUAAAGGUUCAAAAUAUCCAUGUGGUGGUUCAGGUCAAGGUACAUGUCAAAAAGAAUAUACACAAAUUGAACGUAUACCAUUUUAUUUAAUUAUGGAUGAUAGAAUGAAUUGGCCAUCAAGAUUUUUUAAUCAUUUUUGUAAAUGUGAAGGUCAUUAUUUUGGUAUUUCAUGUAAUGAAUGUUGGUAUGGUUGGGAAGGUAAAUUUUGUAAUAAACGUAAAAAAUAUAUUCGACGUAAUAUAUUGUCAUUUUCUCCAAAGAAAAGGAAAAUGUUUGUUGAUGUUGUAACAAAAAUGCUUACUACUCCAACUGAUUAUUUAAUAUUAUUUGAAAAAGAUGCUAUACAUUCUGAUCCAUUAUGGAAACCUAAAUUUUUAGAUGUAGAUGUACAAUAUUUAUUAUCUUUUCUACAUCGUUACGCGAGCAGAGCUACAUUAUUUCAUGAUAGUAAAGAUUGUAUACUACGUCAACAUUUGGAUAAUAAUCAUGAAGUAGUUGGAUUUUUAACUUGGCAUAGAUAUUAUAUGUUAUUUUGGGAAAGACUUCUACGUAAAAUUGCAAUUCAACUAUAUGGUUGGUCAGAUUUCACAUUACCUUAUUGGGAUUGGGUCGAUUCUACAAGCUGUGAUGUUUGUGUUAAUAGUUUAUUAGGUGGUUAUGGACAAUGGGUUGGAGAUACUCGUUUAAUAGACCGUAGAAGUCCAUUUUACAUGUGGCCUGAAUACUGUUCUCCUCCAACUACGGGAAGUAACUGUUAUAGUUGUCAUGCUGGUUGGCCAAACUUUCGAGUAUUGACAAGAUAUUUCGAAAGUGCAGCAUUUCCAACAACUGAAAACCUUUUGUUCACUCUUUCAAAGAAUACGUUUUAUUUGCCUCAAAAGACGGAAGAUAUUGGUAAAUGUCGUGGUUUUCAUCAAGUUCUUGAGGGAUUUUGUUCAUUUACCGGUGACAAUUCAACUUACUCAUUUAUGCAUAAUAAAGUACAUAAUAUAGUGCGUGGUACAUUUUGUUGUGCAGCAACUUCACCUAAUGAUCCUAUAUUCUUAGUACAUCAUACACAAAUAGAUAGAAUUUUUCAAUUAUGGUUUAUGUAUAAUCGUCCACGUCCAACGGAAUAUCCAAAUCAUGGAGUUGCACUUGGAAAUUGUCGUGAAUGUAAUAUGGUUGGUUUCAUUCCUACAAUUAAACACGUAUUAAUGUUUGUAAAUACAGAGCUAAUAGGUUAUACCUAUGAUAAUUUUAAUUUCGGUAGACGUGGCUUUAGUGGAGAAAAAUACAUGAAAUGUGGUCCUAAAUAUCGUGUCUAA
This is a messenger RNA of Schistosoma spindalis, 1458 nucleotides long. NCBI's taxonomy places the organism in Eukaryota, Metazoa, Platyhelminthes, Trematoda, Strigeidida, Schistosomatidae. The record is from the annotation of a GenBank genome assembly.